GAUUGCUGUGUGGGUGAUCGCAUUGCAGUUUGCGUUUAUCUUCAACAACAUGAGUGUUAUCGCUGCGAACAGGGCUGUAUGACUCGGUCCGAUCUAAAGGCACAGGUGGCGAUUCUCGUAUGCGAAGAGCGCAAACGAUAGACCUGAACGUCAGACAUCAUGGACGAAGUUACAAGUGUAGCUGUGAUAGGUCUAGGACCCGCUGGCCUCGUAGCAUUGAAGAACCUCCUCGAAGAAGGUUUUCACGCCACAGGAUUCGACCGCAACGACUACAUCGGCGGACUAUGGCAAUACUCACAGAAAGAGCAGACUUCUGUUUUAGAGACGACAACAGUCAACAUUUCGAAAGAAAGAGCCUGCUACACCGAUUUCCCCUUUCCGGAUCAUGUGCCGUCACACCCUGCAGCCGCCCAGGUUCAACAAUACUUGAUAGACUACUCUAAGCAUUUCAAACUGGAACCGCAUAUGCGACUUAGCACCUCCGUUAAGCAGAUUAAAUUCGACGAUGAGCGACAGAAAUGGGUCGUGGAUGUCGAAGGUGGCGAUCAAGAGUACUUUGACAAGGUUGUUGUGGCUAUCGGUGGUAUGGUGGGCAAGGCGAGUCUUCCGGUAAUAGAGGGGAUUGAGAAGUUCGCUGGGACUAGCGUUCACUCACAAGCCUUCAAGAAGCCGAAAGAGUAUGAGAAGAAGAGAGUCAUGGUCGUGGGGUUUAGCAAUAGUGCAGCGGAUACUGCUACGCAGCUAGUGGGAGUUGCUGAUAAAGUGUACAUGGCGCAUCGACAUGGAGCGCGCAUUCUUCCGCGGCGUAUCAACGGUGUCCCGAUAGACCACACGCACAGUCUACGGCUCUUCACCAUACAAAGCCUGUUCAUGACGUAUCUUCCCCGUCUCGGCGAAUGGCUUUUCGACAAGUUCCUCAAGAAGAUGCAAGACAAGAGUUUCAACAUUCGUCCCGAGUGGCGCUUCGAGCCCGCAGGUAAAGUACCAGUCGUAUCCGAUACCCUGAUCCCCUGCCUGGAGAACGGUAGUAUCGCGUCGGUCGCGGGUAUAAAGCGGAUUGUUGACGCUACUGAAGUGGAGUUGCAAGAUGGGACUACGCUUGAAGUUGACGCUAUAAUAUGGUGCACAGGGUAUACAUCGGACUUUAGUAUGAUUGAACCUCGUUUCGAUCCUACAUGUCGUCCGCAAUCGUGGCUCGAUGCUCCUGGGUCGAAUGGCAAGACGCUCUUCCGUCUCUAUCAAAAUAUCUUUUCGCUUGAGAAGCCUGAUAGUCUGGCAUUUUUGGGGAACGUACACAUCACACUUAGUGGUUUUCCAAUCUUUGAUAUGGCGUCUAUGGCCAUAGCACAGGUUUGGGCCGGCAAAUCGCAGCUUCCUUCACUUCAUGAUAUGAGCCUUGCCGUCGACAGACACCAUGUAUGGUUAGCAGAUUAUGCAAAGCGCCUUCACAACGUGUCGCCAGGGCAAUGCGAAGCAGGCGAAUGGGUCAAGGCCAUGGACAAUCUUGGCGGUACAGGUGUCAACGAGUACCUGGGAUAUGGAUGGAAAGGCUGGCUUUUCUGGCUUCGAGACAGGAAGUUCUGCAAUCUGCUGAUGGGCGGGAUAUGGAGUCCGCACAUACAUCGCGUGUUCAGCACCGGGAGGAGGAAGUGCUGGGAUGGCGCUCGGGAGGCGAUUGAAAGAGUAAACGAGAGUGUUGCCAAGAUGAGGAAAGAAGCAAAGGAGAAGAGUGGUUGACGGCUGCUCGAGGUUCUGGGGUCGCGAAGGUGCCAGGGCGUGCUCGAAUGUUCUCUCGUGAGCUUCCCCACACAUGACGACAGGCUGUAUCACAAGGGUCCAUGGCUGUCACUUUUGCAUCACGCAGUACAUAUGCCUCGCAAUGAAUAUUUCGUAUAUGCUCUAUAGUUACCGACUCGAAACAAACAUCAUCGCAUCCUUUCACUCGGUUCUUACAGUUGUCCAGGUGACGUGAAAG
This is a messenger RNA of Alternaria rosae, 1975 nucleotides long. RefSeq names its product flavin monooxygenase-like protein. Lineage: Eukaryota; Fungi; Ascomycota; Dothideomycetes; Pleosporales; Pleosporaceae. Bases 160 to 1737 code for a protein of 525 amino acids. The record is from RefSeq and is a predicted model, not a curated record. Gene Ontology annotation, molecular function: NADP binding; N,N-dimethylaniline monooxygenase activity; flavin adenine dinucleotide binding. The transcript is spliced from 4 exons.